AUGAGCCGCCUCUUUGGCAAAGCAAAGGUUUCAUUCCACCACGCCCAGACGACGUUAUGCCUUCCACUCAAGUCCGGAGGCAGCGUCGCCCUCGCCGAUCUAAUUAAGCCGCUGACUCCGUCCUGUUGGCUAAAUCCAUUCAUCUUCAACGGUGAUGCCCAGACCGUGGCUACGCUCGUCAAGUCCAUGCCGGUCAAGAUCCACUACAAACGCCGCAUCUUCGAAGCCGAUGAUCCCGCAUACCUAGGCCACUUCGCAGUGGAUUUCGUCGCACCACCGAGCAAAGACCACGAUGAUAAGUUACCACCCCGGACGACCUACUACAGCGAGGACGAGUUCGCCAAUAUCGGUAGCGACGACACAAAACCCAUGCUCGUCGUCCUGCACGGUCUCAGCGGUGGCUCUCACGAGAUGUAUCUCCGUGCCUUCCUGGAACCUCUGGUAGCCAGCGAGCACAACCCUCAAGGCGGCGGGUGGGAAGCGUGCGUCGUCAUCUCACGCGGUUGCUCCAUGACGACCAUCAGCAGCACGAUUCUGUACAACGCCCGUGCGACGUGGGACGUCCGCCAGACCGUCAAGUGGCUGCGGAAGAAGUUCCCUAACCGACCCCUGUUCGGCGCGGGUUUCUCGUUAGGCGGGAAUAUCUUGACCAACUACCUCGGCGAGGAGGGUGAAAAGUGCGAGUUGCAAGCCGCUGUGGUUUUUAGUUCCGUGUGGAACAUGGAGGUCGCGGCCAAAGCCCUGCAGCGGACGUGGUGGCACAAGGAAGUUUACAAUCGCGCGCUGGGGACGAAUAUGAAGAAGCUUUUUGAGCGGCAUGUGGAUCAGAUCUCCAAGAUCCCAGGGAUUAAUGUCGACAAAGUACGCAAUAUCACGUACUUGUUCGAGUUUGACAGAUACGUCCAGGGACCGACCUGGGGAUACCCAUCUGAGGGCGCAUAUUAUCGGGACGCGAGCAGCAUUGAUGCAAUGCUCGGCAUCAGGAUACCGCUAUUGGCAAUCCAUGCUGAAGAUGACCCGGUCUGUUGCAGUGAGGUGCUGCCUGUCCAGGAGGUGCAGGUCACCCCGUACGUGGUUCUGUGUAGCACGACUCUCGGAGGUCAUCUUGGUUGGUUCGAAAACGGUGGCGGGCGGUGGUUCGUGAAGCCGUCGACUAGUUUCCUCGACAAAAUGUACAAGGAUGUCCAACUUGACAAGAUCUCGCGAGAUGAGCUCGGGCCCCUUGAGGGAUACGUGAAGCGCGAUAAGCGAGCACCGCUCCGGCCGGUAUUCGACCCCGUCAGGCGAAAGCUGCAUCUGCCCGUGGAUCAGUGA
Cyphellophora europaea CBS 101466 is the source of this 1314-nucleotide messenger RNA. RefSeq lists its product as uncharacterized. Gene Ontology annotation, biological process: medium-chain fatty acid biosynthetic process; medium-chain fatty acid catabolic process; proteolysis. Gene Ontology annotation, molecular function: acetylesterase activity; monoacylglycerol lipase activity; cysteine-type endopeptidase activity. The coding region runs from base 1 to 1314 and encodes 437 amino acids. Lineage: Eukaryota; Fungi; Ascomycota; Eurotiomycetes; Chaetothyriales; Cyphellophoraceae. The record is from RefSeq and is a predicted model, not a curated record. The transcript is spliced from 2 exons.